GGCUUCACGAGCAAAACCCUCGGCGAGAUUUCACCAUUCUCCUCCUCCUCGCGCGUGUUUCUUUCAGCCAACUCGUUGAAUAUCCAAGUUUUUCGGGCUGUAGCAGACCAUCCAAAGUUUCGCCACGACAUCAGGGAGAUUAUCUGGGACGACGCACGGUUUAUGUCCGCGCCGUUGAUAUGGGAAGAGCGUGCACCCAACCAUCAACCCCGAACCAUCGGAAAUACCGCGACGUGGACCGACCUGACCAUAUUGCACGUUAGCACCAGAUGGAUGCCCAAAUGCCGUUGGGAGCCUGCUGGAAGUAUUACCGGCAACUUUGUGAUGAUUAGACAUUCUCACGGCUCAAAGAGAGUGACCGUUACGCUUACGGCUCACGGCUGGCUGUUUGCUCCGCUAUACGAGACAUAG
Messenger RNA from Penicillium cataractarum, 411 nucleotides. RefSeq lists its product as uncharacterized. The annotation marks the transcript as partial. NCBI's taxonomy places the organism in Eukaryota, Fungi, Ascomycota, Eurotiomycetes, Eurotiales, Aspergillaceae. The transcript is spliced from 3 exons. The record is from RefSeq and is a predicted model, not a curated record.